Molecule: messenger RNA, 1090 nt
Organism: Halteromyces radiatus
Lineage: Eukaryota; Fungi; Mucoromycota; Mucoromycetes; Mucorales; Cunninghamellaceae
Product: S-adenosyl-L-methionine-dependent methyltransferase
Exons: 4
Coding region: 56-892 (278 amino acids)
Source: RefSeq, a predicted model, not a curated record
UUUUUUUUCUUUUUUUUUCUUUUUUUCUUUUUUUUUUUAAGAACAAACCAACAUCAUGACGAUACGCAAUAUAGAUAACGCUCGAGUUGACAUGGAUACCGAACGAAUUGAAAAACAUGUACAGCGGGCCAAAGAAAUCAUUGAAAAGGACACCAAGGAAGUCGGUAGUUUUUGGGUGAACAAGUACAAAAAGGAAGCCGCUAGAAACUGGGAUAUCUUUUACAAACGGCAUGCUACAAAGUUCUUCAAAGAUCGCCAUUGGACUGAAAGGGAAUUCAAAGAACUUGCUUGUCAAGAAGGGGAACAAGAUCAACAAAAGUUUUGUUUAGAAAUCGGUUGUGGGGUUGGCAACUUUGUAUUUCCUGUACUAGAAGAUAACAGCAAUUUAUUUAUAUAUGCCUGCGACUUUUCAAAGCGUGCUGUAGACAUGGUGAAGGAAAACGAAUUAUACGAUGAAAAACGAUGCAAGGCCUUUGUAUGUGAUAUCACUAGCGAUCCUUUAACCGACAAUGUACCUGAAAAUAGUUUAGAUCUUGUAUCGGCCAUCUUUGUAUUAUCUGCCAUCCCUCCAGAAAAGCUUCAUCUUGCUAUUCAAAACGUCUUCAAAGUAUUGAAACCGGGUGGACAGGUCUUACUUCGGGAUUAUGGAUUGUAUGAUGAAGCUCAAGUCAAAUUUAGUGCUACUUCUGACAAGAAACUGGACGAAAACCUCUAUGUGCGCCAAGAUGGAACUCUAAGCUAUUUCUUUUCAUUAGAAGAUCUUCAAUCAAGAUUUGAAGCUGAAGGAUUCAAGACAAUCAAGAAUGAAUAUGUAUACCGGGAAACAACAAAUCGAAAAUUGGAAAUGACAGUAGAUAGGAUUUUUGUACAAGCCAAAUUCCAAAAGCCAUAGAUAUAGAUAGUUGUAGUAUAUUUAAUAUUUAGCUUAGAAAACAUGAUCUCUCUCUGCAUAUGUAUAUUUGUAUUUUCUUUUUUCUUUUUUACUUUCUCUUUUAUUUGAUUAUUUUCAUUCGAUUCUUCUUCACAUUUAUAUCAUCAGUUUAUCAUGUACCAUUUAUCAUCAUCAUUUGUCUCAAUACACACACACAUA